UUUUCAAAUCGCAGCUGAUUGAUGAAACAUAACCUUAAAAUUUUGUGCUGCGCGCGUUUGCGUUGGCAGAGUGACAUUUGCUGUGGAAAUAUUUCGACAUAAUUCAGGAACCAACGUGCCAAAAAAAAAAAUAAAAGGAAUUUUUCUUGACAAGAGAAAAAUUGCAUAAUUAAUUGCAUUUGAAUAAAAAAGACAAUAAAAUGGCAAAGCAAGGAGAGGGUAUUAUAACGAGAGAAGAUUUUGACGCUGGACCAUCGAGUUAUAAUGAGAUUGAGCCAAAUCUUUAUUUGGGAAAUUUAACAGCAGCAACCGAUUCAGAAUGGUUGAAACGAGAGCAAAUAACUCAUAUUUUAACUGUCGAUUCGUGUCCAUUGCCAAGGAAAAUACAAACCCUACCCGACAUCACAAUGAAAUACAUUCAAGUCACAGAUAUGCCACGUGAGGACUUAUUGACCUACUUUGAGGACACCUAUCAAUUUAUUCUCUAUUCAUUGGAACGUGGUGGUAAAGUUCUUGUACAUUGUUAUUUUGGAGUUUCACGUUCGGCAACAUUAGUUAUUGCUUAUAUGAUGAAAAAGUAUAAUAUGAGUUUUACAAAUGCCUAUGAGGCUGUUAAAAAAAAGAGACGAUUCGUUGGACCAAAUCCAGGAUUUUUGGCACAAUUAAAACUCUAUGAACACAUGGACUUUAGUAUUGACAAUACAAAUAUUCAAUUUAAAUUAUAUCGUUUACAAAUUGCCGCCGAUAAAGUGAGAAAAGCAAAAAUUCUUCCACAAAAUUAUAUGGAUUUAGUGAAAGCUGAUCCUGCAUUGACAACAGUUCGACCAGAGCCAACAGUUUAUCGUUGUAAAAAAUGUCGUCGAAUUGUUGCUAAUGCAAGUAAUAUUCUACCUCAUUCGACAAAAGAGAAGCAAAUUUGGCGUCACGUCAGUAAAAAGGGACAAGAUAAAACGUCAAAACAAAUUAAAAAUUUACAAUUACCAGAGGCUAAACAACAACAGGAGCAAGAGGAGAAAAAAACAAUUGAGAUGUGUAAUAAAACUUAUUUUAUUGAACCACUCGCUUGGAUGCCGGACAUCACUCACAAUGUCGAAGGUAAACUUAAUUGUCCAAAAUGUAAUUCAAAAUUAGGUUCAUUUAGUUGGAUAUCAGGUUGUCAAUGUCCCUGUGGUAGUAAAAUUGCCCCGGCCUUUUAUCUUGUACCCUCUAAAGUCGAUUGGAGUAAUGCUGUACAAAAUGUCGAGUCGACAGUCUAAAGUUCUUUGAAAACGAAAUUUUGAUUCGAUUCCAAAAUUCCAUAUUUGAAAAUUUUAAUUCUGUUAUUUAAAGAAAAAAACCAAAUGGAAUUAGAAUCGAAAUUUUUACUAAAAAAUCCAAAAUUGGAUUUUCAUUCCUUUUGCUCAAUUUUUUUUUUGAUAAUUUUAAAUUUUCCGUAUUGAAUGAGCAUUAUUAUAUAAUAUUUAAUGUUAAGAUUCAUCAUUUGUGAUAUUAGAUUCAAUAUAGUUCUAUUUAUAGAAGUGAAUAGAAUUUCCGAGUUAGUCGAUUGUUUCAAUUUGAAACUAGUAGAAAUUUUGAAUUUUUAAAAUAAAUAUAGAAAAUGG
This is a messenger RNA of Leptopilina boulardi, 1601 nucleotides long. RefSeq names its product dual specificity protein phosphatase MPK-4-like (gene MKP-4). The transcript is spliced from 3 exons. Gene Ontology annotation, biological process: protein dephosphorylation. NCBI's taxonomy places the organism in Eukaryota, Metazoa, Arthropoda, Insecta, Hymenoptera, Figitidae. Gene Ontology annotation, cellular component: nucleus. Bases 201 to 1256 code for a protein of 351 amino acids. Gene Ontology annotation, molecular function: protein tyrosine/serine/threonine phosphatase activity. The record is from RefSeq and is a predicted model, not a curated record.